Molecule: messenger RNA, 3655 nt
Organism: Ricinus communis (castor bean)
Lineage: Eukaryota; Viridiplantae; Streptophyta; Magnoliopsida; Malpighiales; Euphorbiaceae
Product: calcium-transporting ATPase 3, endoplasmic reticulum-type
Exons: 34
Coding region: 170-3175 (1001 amino acids)
Biological process (GO): intracellular calcium ion homeostasis; calcium ion transmembrane transport
Cellular component (GO): membrane
Molecular function (GO): P-type calcium transporter activity; ATP binding; ATP hydrolysis activity
Source: RefSeq, a predicted model, not a curated record
UUUAGGCCCGAAGUCACGUUCCUUGAGUUGAGUGUAAAACUGCUCACAUUUUAGAUCUUCCCAUUUAACAAUACUCACUCAACUACAAGCGACGACAUGGAAAAACGUCACUAACAAUUCUGCAACAAUCCAAAAUCUCCACUUUCGAUCCAAUUUCUUCAUUUCUACAAUGGAGGACGCCUAUGCCAGAUCCGUCUCCGAGGUUUUGGAUUAUUUUGGUGUGGACCCGGCCAAAGGUCUUACUGAUUCUCAGGUAGCUUUGAAUGCGAAAGUUCAUGGUAAAAACGUGCUGCCUGAAGAUGGAAGGACUCCCUUCUGGAAAUUGGUUCUGAAGCAGUUUGAUGAUUUGCUUGUUAAAAUAUUGAUUGCCGCUGCUGUUGUUUCUUUUGUUUUGGCUUUGAUUAAUGGGGAGACAGGAUUAACAGCUUUUUUGGAGCCUUUUGUCAUCUUAUUGAUUUUAGCUGCCAAUGCAGCAGUAGGGGUGAUCACAGAAACAAAUGCUGAAAAGGCUCUUGAAGAGUUGCGUGCCUACCAAGCUGAUAUUGCGACUGUGCUUCGAAAUGGUUGCUUUUCCAUACUUCCUGCAACAGAACUUGUUCCUGGUGAUAUAGUGGAAGUUAGCGUGGGAUGCAAGGUUCCAGCUGACAUGAGAAUGAUUGAGAUGCUGAGUGAUCAGUUACGUGUUGACCAAGCACUCCUUACUGGUGAGAGCUGUUCUGUGGAAAAAGAACUCAAGUCCACUACUGCAAUGAAUGCAGUUUACCAAGACAAGACAAAUAUCCUUUUCUCGGGUACAGUGGUGGUUGCUGGUCGUGCAAGAGCUAUUGUUGUUGGAGUUGGUUCUAACACUGCCAUGGGCAGCAUACGGGAUUCCAUGCUGCAAACAGAUGAUGAAGCAACACCGUUGAAGAAGAAGUUGGAUGAAUUUGGUACUUUUUUGGCCAAGGUUAUUGCAGGUAUUUGUGUGCUAGUAUGGAUUGUAAAUAUAGGACAUUUUCGUGAUCCUUCCCAUGGUGGGUUCUUGCGUGGUGCAAUCCACUAUUUCAAGAUUGCAGUUGCUCUUGCAGUUGCAGCAAUUCCUGAAGGGCUUCCUGCUGUUGUUACAACGUGUUUGGCUCUUGGAACAAAGCGCAUGGCUCGGCUGAAUGCCAUUGUACGCUCUUUGCCAUCAGUUGAGACUUUAGGCUGCACAACAGUGAUUUGCAGUGACAAGACAGGAACAUUGACAACUAACAUGAUGUCUGUCUCGAAGAUAUGUGUUGUUCAGUCUCUUCACCAUCAUCCUGUGAUUGCUGAAUAUAAUGUCAGUGGUACAACCUAUGCUCCAGAUGGCAUAGUUUUUGACAGCAGUGGGACACAGCUUGAUUUUCCAGCUCAGUUGCCUUGUCUUCUUCACAUGGCCAUGUGUUCAGCCCUUUGCAACGAGUCUGUCUUACAGUAUAAUCAUGAUAAAGGACACUAUGAAAAAAUUGGGGAGUCAACUGAAGUAGCAUUACGCGUUCUGGCAGAGAAGGUUGGCCUUCCUGGGUUUGAUUCUAUGCCUUCUGCACUGCACAUGCUGAGCAAGCACGAGCGUGCCUCUUACUGCAACCACUAUUGGGAAAACCAAUUCAAAAAGGUUUCUGCUUUGGAAUUCUCUCGUGAUCGAAAAAUGAUGAGUGUCUUAUGUAGUCGAAAGCAGACUGAGAUUAUGUUUUCAAAGGGUGCUCCAGAGAGUAUUAUCUCUAGAUGCUCUAACAUCCUUUGCAAUUUCGAUGGUUCCACUGCUCCACUGUCUGCUGCUAUUCAAGAUGAGAUAGAAUCAAGGUUCCACAGUCUUGCAGGAAAAGAAACAUUAAGAUGUUUGGCUCUGGCCAUGAAACAGAUGCCCACUGGUCAACAGAGCCUCUCUUUUGACGAUGAGAAGGACCUUACAUUUAUUGGGUUGGUUGGGAUGCUUGAUCCACCAAGAGAGGAAGUGAGAAGUGCUAUGCUUUCAUGCAUGACUGCUGGUAUACGUGUUAUUGUUGUCACUGGGGACAACAAGUCAACAGCUGAAUCCCUCUGUCGUAAAAUUGGUGCUUUUGAUGACCUGGAAGAUUUUGUCGGACGCUCAUAUACCGCAUCUGAGUUUGAAGAACUUCCUGCUUUGCAGCAAACAAUGGCUUUGCAACGUAUGGCACUGUUUACCAGGGUGGAACCUGCUCAUAAAAGGAUGCUAGUGGAGGCCUUACAGCAUCAAAAUGAAGUGGUGGCAAUGACUGGUGAUGGUGUUAAUGAUGCACCAGCUCUAAAGAAAGCAGAUAUAGGAAUUGCUAUGGGGUCUGGAACAGCAGUUGCUAAGAGUGCUUCAGAUAUGGUUUUGGCUGAUGAUAAUUUUGCUUCAAUUGUUGCUGCUGUUGCAGAAGGGAGGGCUAUUUACAAUAACACGAAGCAAUUUAUCAGAUACAUGAUUUCUUCAAAUAUUGGUGAAGUUGUAUGUAUUUUUGUGGCAGCUGUACUUGGAAUACCUGAUACCUUGGCUCCGGUCCAAUUGCUCUGGGUCAAUUUAGUGACUGAUGGAUUGCCUGCCACUGCUAUUGGUUUCAACAAGCAAGAUUCUGAUGUAAUGAAGGCCAAACCUCGCAAGGUGAAUGAAGCAGUUGUUAGCGGGUGGUUGUUUUUUCGUUAUUUGGUAAUUGGAGCUUAUGUUGGCCUUGCCACGGUUGCAGGGUUUGUAUGGUGGUUUCUAUACUCUCAGAGUGGUCCAAAACUACCAUAUAGUGAAUUGAUAAGUUUUGACUCUUGCUCAACAAGGGAGACAACUUAUCCAUGCAAUAUAUUUGAUGAUAAGCAUCCAUCAACUGUCUCCAUGACAGUGCUUGUUGUUGUCGAGAUGUUUAAUGCUUUGAACAAUCUGAGUGAGAAUCAAUCACUUUUCAUUAUCCCUCCCUGGAGUAAUUUAUGGCUUGUUGCUUCCAUCAUACUGACAAUGAUUUUUCACAUGCUAAUUUUGUAUGUGCAUCCACUAUCUAUUCUUUUCUCUGUAACACCAUUAUCAUGGGAGGAUUGGACUGUCGUUCUGUAUCUUUCAUUCCCUGUUAUUAUUAUUGAUGAAAUCCUGAAAUUCUUCUCACGAAAUGCGAAUGGCAUAAGGUUCAGAUUCAGAUUCAGAAGGCCAGAUUUACUCCCAAAGAGAGAAUCACGUGAUAAGUAGGAAGAGCUAUCUGCGUUAGAAGACAGUAUCGGGCAUGACAAGUUUGAUCAAUUUUCUCACCGAGUCGUACAGAAGAUAGUACCUUGCUCACCAUCAAUAUAAUAAAAACUCCAAUGAAUACCUGGCGUCCCCGUCCCUGUGUAGGCUCUCUGCAUGUUUAUUUAUACGUGAAGAUAGGAGUUAGCCAAUGAGUUAUUCUGCACACAUUCUGACAUCAUUUUAACCAACUACAACCUCAUCAUAGAUGACCAUCGUGUUGUAUCAAAAAAAAUCCCAAAUUCCUCCUGAUCAUGCCAGAGCUUUUGCAUACUAUUCCUUUUUUUGCAUCUCAAUGGAGGAAGCUUCCAUUUUUGUAUCAGUGAUUUUUCUAUUCUAUAAACUCAAACUGGUUGUACAAUUGUUGUGUUAAAUCUUCAUAGUUAGUGUGACAAGUAUCUUAUGUUUAUUUGAUAUAGAUAUUCAGAUCUCUUCAUUCUUCUA